AUGGCGCCCUCAAGGCCUGACACCAAAAAGACAAAUCCCGACAUUGCGAAACUCCUUGUCGAUGCGCAAACUCAGCUCGAGGUCGGAAAACUAGAAGAGGCUGCUACACUUGCCCAGCAAGCCCUUGAUGCCACUGGCCAGGGCGGUGACUUUGAGCUCAGUGCUGCCAACCUUCUUGGCACCAUUUUCAUCGAGUCUGGUGACAUUGACGAGGCGCGGGCAGCUUUUGAGCGCGCAGUCUUCCUUGAUGAAGAUGGUACCAUAGAUGAGAAAAUCGGUGGCGGUCCUGAGAAGUUCCUCCUUCUUGCACAGCUCAGCGAGGAGGGUGGUCUUGACAGUGUACAAUGGUAUGAGCGUGGUGCGACUGCGCUCCGAAAACAGAUUGCCGUGCUGAGUGAGAUCCGAUCACCAGCCCCUGAGCAAAAGGCCACACUCCAGGAGAAGCAACACAAGCUUGCCGGAGUUCUCUGCGCCGUUGCUGAGGUGUACAUGACUGAUCUGUCAUGGGAACCUGAUGCCGAGUCGCGAUGUGAAACUCUCAUUACCGAGGCUAUGCUCCUCGCUCCUGCGGCCCCAGAGACUUGGCAAACAGUUGCAAAUGUUCGAAUUUCACAGAACCGCGCCAACGAGGCCCAGACAGCUCUGCGCAGGAGUCUCGAGUUAUGGCAGAAGCUACCCCCUCAGCAUCCUGACGUUCCCGAGUUCCCUACCAGAAUUGCUCUGGCUCGCUUGUUGAUGGAGACUGAGCUGGAGGAAGAGGCCUUGAGUGUACUGGAACGCCUUGUUACGGAGGAUGACUCAAGUGUUGAGGCCUGGUACCUCGGUGGCUGGUGCCUUUACAUUUCCGGCGAGAAGCUUAAGACAACUGCAUCCAAGCCAUGGAAUGAUGAAGUUAAGGUCAGCGAGGAAUGGAAGGGUUUGUGGAAAUCAUCACGACAGUGGCUUAUGCAAUGCAUGAAGCUGUUCGGGCAGCAGGAUUACGAGGAUGAGCGACUGGGCGAGCAUGCUAAGGAACUCCUCUCAAAUAUCAACGGUGAGCUGGGCGAGCCGGCCGAGGGCGAAGCCGACGAUUGGGAGGAUGGCAGCGAGGACGAGGAGGAUGCUGAAAUGCAGGGUUGA
This is a messenger RNA of Fusarium sp. VM40, 1119 nucleotides long. The record is from the annotation of a GenBank genome assembly. NCBI's taxonomy places the organism in Eukaryota, Fungi, Ascomycota, Sordariomycetes, Hypocreales, Nectriaceae.